Danaus chrysippus (African queen) is the source of this 2418-nucleotide messenger RNA. Lineage: Eukaryota; Metazoa; Arthropoda; Insecta; Lepidoptera; Nymphalidae. The record is from the annotation of a GenBank genome assembly.
AUGGAUGCAGAUAGCGAAAACGAAAAAAAAAGAAUCCGUGAUGCAAUUCAGAUGAUAGAGACCAUUCAGUCGAUGAUAGACGUUUCAGCAGACAGGCUCGAGGGCUUGAGGACACAAUGUUCGACGAGCGCGGAGCUGACGCAGCAGGAGAUCCGGACGCUGGAGGGAAAGCUCGUGAAGCAUUUCUCUCGGCAACUGGUGAUAAAGGCCCAGUUUGUGGAGGAGAUCCAACGUGAGCUCGGACAUGUGCCGAGUUUGAGACAGUGGCUGAGAGUUGUGGGACUCAGUGUUGACGCUAUAGAGUCGGUGUUGUCUCGUGUAUCAUCUCUGGAACUGCUCCGUGAUCGUACAGAACAUGAGCUGCGAGCAAUGCUGUGUGGUGCGAGGGAUGAGGAAGUACGCAGGCUCUGUAGGGCCAUGCAGAGGCUUAGAACAUAUACAGAGGCUUUAGCUCGUGGUGAAGGUUCUGCUGAACUGCCCCUGUAUUGGGACUCGUGGGAGAGACAUGUGCGAGGCUCACCCAGGGCUAGAGACGACAGGAACAAUGAUAAUAAGAAGGGCGGUAAAUCACCCACGACGCCGAUCAACAAACGUAAGCAGAACUCCCACUUGCCCGCGCCACCAGCUCAAAACUCCUCACUCACAAAGUCCAGGUCUCACGAGUCACAGCUUUCUGUGAAGCCAGACACAUCGGAUCACAGUGAUAACAGCCAGUCGUCAGCGGCUGUGUGUGAGGUAUCUGAGUCACCCCCAGGCUCUCCCCGGGAUCCCGAUCCAGACCCACCCCCACGAUACUACACAAACACGAUCCCCCCUCCCGCGCCCCGCUCGCCCCGCACGCCCACCGUGAGCGGCUGCAUGGCCCACGACAUCGCCCACCGGUUCACAAAGACCUUCAACAUGAUAGCCACAUGCGACUACUGUGACAAGCAGAUGCUGUUCGGCAGCGGCUUGAAGUGUAAAGAGUGCAAGUUCAAAUGUCAUAGGGAUUGUGAAAGUAAGGUUCCUCCGUCGUGCGGUCUCCCUCCAGAGUUCGUGACUGCCUUCAAAGAAAAAUUUCACAAAGACGGCGGCCUGUACCUAACGUCAGUGUCUUCGGGCCGCACGCUGAUCCCCUCGUUGACUCCUCUCAGACGUCGCCCGCCGCCCACCGCACAUCAUCAUACGGGUAAUCCGGAUUCAUCGUCCAACACGUCGUCGUGUAACAGCUCCACGCCGUCGUCCCCCGCGCUGGCCGCGCCCCCUCCCGCGCCCUCCACCCCGCAGACACACCACCACCACCACCACAUAACACUCAAACAACAGUUCCACUUCCCUGAAGUAAAGCCGGCCGUGUCGAGCCCCAGCCACACGUCGGCCGUGCAAUCCCCGGCGCGCUCGAUCGUGGAUAAGGACGAGCUCACGGCUAGUAAUAAGAGUGAGAUGUCGGUACGAUCGGUGGGGACGCCGCUGGAGCGCCACGACUCACGACACGACGCGUCCGACCGGUGGCCGCGGCAGAAUAGUUUGUCCAUGAAGGAGUGGGAUAUACCUUACGACGAGCUCAAGCUGUUCGAGGUGAUAGGAACAGGUCGAUUCGGGACGGUCUAUAGAGGCAGCUGGCACGGAGCAGUCGCCGUGAAAUUACUACACGUGAACGCGCUAAGUGACCACACGGCGCCUCUGGAUACGUUUAAACACGAGGUGGCGACCUUCAGAAAGACUCGUCAUGAAAACCUGGUGUUGUUCAUGGGUGCGUGUAUGAAGCCUCCUCGCCUGGCCAUCGUGACGUCACUGUGUAAAGGCAUGACCCUCUACACACACAUCCACCUGAGGAAAGACAAGUUCACAGCCAACAAGAGCGUCAUCGUAGCUCAGCAGAUAUCACAGGGCAUGGGCUACUUGCACGCUCGAGGCAUCGUCCACAAGGAUCUGAAAACGAAGAAUAUAUUCUUGGAGAAUGGGAAAGUUGUGAUCACAGACUUCGGACUGUUCAGUGUCACCAAGUUAUGUUUCGGCAACAAUGCCCGUGGUGACAGCCUCGGCAUCCCUCCGGGUUGGUUAUGUUACCUGGCUCCCGAGCUUCACCGAGCUCUUAGACCCAUUGCCAGCCUACAUCUGCCUUUCUCCAAGGCCACAGACGUUUAUGCCUUUGGUACUGUAUGGUACGAGCUGCUGUGUGGUGAAUAUCCCUUCAAAGGCCAACCUCCUGAAGCGGUCAUCUGGCAGGUCGGCAAGGGAGUGAAGCAAUCCUUGAAUAACAUGCAAGCCUCUAGAGAUAUUAAAGACAUCCUUAUGCUGUGCUGGGCUUACCGAUCAAGUGAGAGACCAGACUUCCCACACUUGUUGUCAACUCUGGAGAAGCUGCCGAGGAAGAGGCUGGCUCGCUCACCCUCACACCCUGUACAUCUGUCACGAUCAGCUGACUCAGUGUUCUGA